AUGGCCUUGUUUGUCAAAAAAUUUAGGAGAAUUCUUAAGGAUAAGGGAAAGUUUGCUAGAGAGGGUAGCUCUAGUAGUGAGAGACAGUUUAGACCAUCAACUGAUCGGUCUAAUGAGAGGAACAAGGAUGUCAAACCUUUCACUAAAGACUUUAGAAAAUCUGUCAUGUGCUUCACAUGUGGAGGCAUUGGGCACUAUGCUGCUGACUGUGCAAACAAUCAGAAAAAUUACUCCAAAGGAAAGGACAAGGCCAAGAAAGUGAGCUGGAGUGAGAGUGAAAGUGAAGUGUCUCAAGAGGAUUCAUCUUCCUCUGAUGAUGAUGAUCAACAAGUUGCCUUUGUUGCUUCUGUGCAUCCUGUGUCUGAUGAUUCUGAUUUUGAGUCUGAUGACCUGUCAUACGAGUCCUUAGGAAGAAAUUAUGAUUGCUUGUUCAAAGAGACUUUUUCCUUGAAAGAAGAGAGUCUCAAACUUGAGGCAAAUAACCAAGAACUGAAGCAUGAAAUUCUCAUCUUAAAAGAAACCAAAAAGGAGUUGUGUGACAAAUUUGUGUCUUUAGAAAAAGAAAUUGUUGCACUUGUGUCAAUUAGGAGUAAUCUUGAAAAUCAAGUUAUUGUGCUCAAGGAGAGUAACAUUGGGUUCCAGAACUCAAACAAACUGCUCCUAAGUGAAUUGAAUGAAGCAAAAAGUAAGGUUAUAUCUAUGACCAUUGGUGCUUCAAAAAUUGACAAAAUGUUGAAUAUGGGAAAACUUCAUGGGGACAAAGGUGGUCUUGGAUUUGAUCUUUUUAAUUCUAAGUCGUCUAGCUCUACCACUAAGUUUGUCGAGUCAAAAACUCCAGCCAUUGCUCCUCUUGAUGUUCAGCUGGGUGUCAAGAAAACUAAGUUUGUUCCAACUUGUCACAGGUGUGGGUUGACUGAUCAUAUUCGACCAGUCUGUCAUAUGUUCAAAAAGGAUAAGACCAGAAUGUUGUCUUCAAAAUCUAAAAGGAAUCCCAAAUCUUUGCAAGAUCAAGUUGAUCAUUUGCUAAAUGAAGUCACAAAGAUUGCCAAACUUGUCUCCCUUAAAAUGAGUUCACCCAUUGUGCCUAAGUCUACUUGGAUUGCAAAAGGUCAUGCCAAAUGUCUUGUUGUGCUAAAUGCUUUUGCUGCUUCAAACACCAAUUCUUGGUACUUUGAUAGUGGCUGUUCCAAACAAAUGUCUGGUGAUAAGAGUGUUUUCUCAUCUCUCAGCCCUUUUGAUGGAGGCACUGUGACUUUUGGUAGGGGUCACAAGUCUCAAGUUGUGGGGAAAGGUACUGUUUGUAUCCCUGGUUUACCCGAGCUUAAGAAUGUUAGAUUUGUUGAGGGUCUCACAUCCAAUCUCAUUAGUGUGAGUCAGCUGUGUGAUGAUGGAAUAGUAGAAGUUAGAUACUCCAAGCAUGGCUGCAAAAUCAUUGGAAAGGGUGGCAAUGAGAUUGUGAGUGUGUCAAAGUCUAGGGACAAUUGUUAUUGCAUUGAUGGUGUCAAUGAUGCAAAAGAAGUUGUUUGCAACAAGGUUGUGAAUGAAACAAGUGUCUUGUGGCAUCAAAGACUUGGACAUGUGAAUUUUAGAGACUUGCAUAAAUUGUCCAAGCGAGAGUUAGUGAGUGGUCUACCAAAGCUUGACAAAUAUGAUCAGCAU
Messenger RNA from Prunus avium (sweet cherry), 1659 nucleotides. The record is from RefSeq and is a predicted model, not a curated record. Lineage: Eukaryota; Viridiplantae; Streptophyta; Magnoliopsida; Rosales; Rosaceae.